Perkinsus marinus ATCC 50983 is the source of this 378-nucleotide messenger RNA. RefSeq lists its product as hypothetical. Bases 1 to 378 code for a protein of 125 amino acids. The record is from RefSeq and is a predicted model, not a curated record. The transcript has 5 exons. Lineage: Eukaryota; Perkinsozoa; Perkinsida; Perkinsidae.
AUGUUGGAUGUAGAUCAUCACCCAGUAGUAGCAGCUGCUAGUGCUGGUGCUGGUGCUGCUGCUGAUCCUCGUGUGCCUUCCUGUCAUAACAUCAUCCUGUGGUCUGAUGUUAUGGUUGCUAGUGGGAGCCUAUAUGCAUACACUCUGAUAACCUUCGCUAAGUUCUGGCUUGAACAAGAUAUGAUCGCUGCUUCUGGUGAAGAAACGAAUAAGAAAUUGAAUAAUGAAUUUAUCGAUCAACAUUUCUAUAAUAAUACCUCCGAUAGGGGGUACAACAACAACAACAACAAAAAGAAGAAGAGGAGGAAGAGGAAGAGGUUCGACUAUCACCCUGAGUGCACCAGGCAAUCUCCCAAGUCGGAACUCUUCAUCAUUUAA